Molecule: messenger RNA, 910 nt
Organism: Kockovaella imperatae
Lineage: Eukaryota; Fungi; Basidiomycota; Tremellomycetes; Tremellales; Cuniculitremaceae
Exons: 2
Coding region: 285-749 (154 amino acids)
Source: RefSeq, a predicted model, not a curated record
ACCAGCUUCCUUGGUAGAAAUUCAUGAGUUCUCACUCCCGAAUCACAAUUAUCAGGCUGCUCGCAAUGACGUGCAAGCGCUUGCUCUGUACGCGAUCGCGACCAAGCUGAGAGGAAAACACCGAUACGAAACGGUAAAACCACCUGCAAGAUACAAGGUCGAUUCUCCAGAAUUCACCGCUAGCACUGCGACCCAUUACCGGUGAAGGAGUCUGACUGACUUGACUGAUGCUCGAAAGCGCAUUCUGUAGCCCGGAACAUGGCCCUUCUCUCAGGAUCACAUGAAUGACCGUUUCGCCGAGAUUGAUGGAAAACGGUCGACUGUGUGUGGGUGCAGAACUGCAUCCUGCAUCCGGCUCUCCGCUCAGGCUACCAUUCAGGUUAGCGGGAUCUGCGCUGCGAAGCACGGCGUGUGACCACACGCUGAGGCCGUCUCCUUCUUCCUCAGGCCGGGCGAUAAUAAUCAAAUUUCAUUUCACUCUCGCUCGUACGGCAGGCAGAUCAUACCCCCGAUGUCAAAUUUUCCCUUCAGGCGGUGCAAGCCUGGUUUGGUGUAAGGAGUGGGGGGUCCACAUGAGGAUGCCCAAACGUACCUCUUCGGUGUCUGCUCUCACAGGUUUCUGCACGAAGAGGAGACCCGGAUGCAAAAAUGGCUCGAUCCUUAACCUGCACCUGGACCGUUGCCCCCGAGACAACAAGGAUGAAAAGAGGCGGAAAAAAUGGGUCCACGAUGCGGAUAUGCGAUUUUGACCAUGUGGGAUGUACCGGCCGGAAGAAAUACGGUACAAAAGAUCCUUGAUCUUACACCUCGAUUGACUGAGAUGAUCUCGAUGAGUCCAGUCGUCCAUGGCAUCGGGACAGCUGAAAUCUCUGCCCGAUGACGAUGCAUGAUGCAAAAAGUACAAAACCGG